AUAAUACUACGUCCAAAAAUGCACAUCAACAAGUAGCGAGAGAUCAAAGUUUGUGCGCUGAUGUGCAGCGUAAAAUCAAGCAGAAAAAUAAAUGAAUUUGAGUGGAUUUGGCAACACAAGCAGCAGGAAUUGUUCUGUUGUAAGUUGGAGGUUAAUAAAUAUUUUGUUUUGUAGAGAACGAUAAGGUCAGAAAUACUGUAAAACUUGUGUGUGUGCUGAUGUAUUCUGAUAGAAACUAUAUUACGCCCCUGCCCCACCUGUUUACAACCUCUCCCCUGUGUUUCCCCUUGCUGUUUCACACAUUGAUGAGAGCAGAGUUUUGAUCGCCAAGCGAACACCGAGUUCCUCCCGAACAGAUUUUCAAAAUGGGUGAGCCACAGCAGGUCAGCGCCCUGCCGCUGCCACCGAUGCAGUACAUCAAGGAAUACACGGAUGAAAACAUACGGAAAGGACUGGCCCCUAAACCACCCCCUCCCAUCCGGGACAAUUACAUGAUGUUUGGCAAUCCGUUCCAGUGUGACGACCUGAUCAUUCGCCCCCUGGAAAGCCAGGGCAUCGAGCGUCUGCACCCCGUGCAGUUCGACCACAAGCGGGAGCUGAAGAAGCUCAACAUGUCCAUUCUGGUCAACUUUCUGGACCUGCUGGACAUCCUCAUUAAGAGCCCAGGUAGCAUUAAGCGGGAGGAGAAACUGGAGGACAUGAAACUUUUGUUUGUACACAUGCACCACCUGAUUAACGAGUACCGACCGCAUCAGGCACGCGAGACGUUGCGUGUGAUGAUGGAGGUGCAGAAGAGGCAGAGAAUGGAGACGGCCGAGCGCUUUCAGAAGCACCUGGAGCGGGUUGUGGAGAUGAUCCAGAGCUGCCUCGCCUCACUGCCUGAUGAUUUGCCCCAGUCUGACUCGUCUAGCAUUGGAGGAGCAGGAAUCUCAGGUUUAGCAGGGGACAUCAGGCUCAAAACUGAGCCCAUAGAUGUGGAGGAGGUCGGUGUUAGCUGUGUAGCAGGACAAACGGACAAAAAUGUACAGUCCACUAGGAUGGAGAAAGUGUGGGACAAAGAUGCUGCAAUGUGUAGUAUAAUUGAUGAGAUGACUUGAAGAGCAUCUUUGGAUAGUUUGACUAUGGUGAAUGGGGCAGUUGGGUUAUUGAAUACAAAAAUUGACAAAUAAAAUAUAAAAAAAUAUUCAUCUUAUCAUUUAUCAAGCUCUGUUAUCGAUCAGUGCCCUAUUUAGAGUGUAUUAACUGCAUUGAAUCGAUUGUCUAUGGAAUAUGCUUUGGAAUACUGCAUCCUUGACCAGGGUAAAGUGCUUACUUUAAUAUUCUGUAAUAAAUAAAUAAUUCAAUAAAUCCAUCAAUAAUCCACAAUAAUUUUAUUGAAUUAUUUACUUAGAGAUAAAGCACUGAAGGUGGUGUUGGUACCACACAGUCCCAGGGUUCUAGGUUUGAUCCCUGCUUUUUGUACCAUGAGUUUUAUCUGGUAUUCUAAAAUAUGUUAAAUUAGAGGUGCAGUGGUUUUAAGUUUUCGUGGUAUUAUAACCUUGUUACCCAAUUAUUUGGUUGGUGCAGAAGUCUAUUACGCUAGCCCAGCGCUAUUGGCCAGUCGAGCUUCUAAGCAGAAAGGCUGUGUCUGAGGUCGGGGUGGCUGAAGCCCUGCGAUUGAUUAGAGCUCUGGCCAGGGGAUUCAGUCAUUCUUGCCCCGACCCUAACCAGGAUAAAGUGAUUGUGCAAUUUUUAAAAAUGUCAUUUUAUUUUACUUCAUUUCAUCAUUCUUAAGUGUGACCUUUUAAAAUCAUAUAAGCAGAGGUGGAAAGAGUACUAAAAUAUUGUACUGAAUUAAAAGUACUAUUACAUUGUAUUA
Messenger RNA from Trichomycterus rosablanca, 1858 nucleotides. It is a transcript of the gene med7, whose product is annotated as mediator complex subunit 7. Gene Ontology annotation, molecular function: transcription coregulator activity. Gene Ontology annotation, biological process: regulation of transcription by RNA polymerase II. Gene Ontology annotation, cellular component: mediator complex. The coding region runs from base 366 to 1097 and encodes 243 amino acids. NCBI's taxonomy places the organism in Eukaryota, Metazoa, Chordata, Actinopteri, Siluriformes, Trichomycteridae. The record is from RefSeq and is a predicted model, not a curated record. The transcript has 2 exons.